AUGACAAAACGAAGAAUUUUGGCCUAUGUUGGUUACUGUGGAUUCGGGUUAAAAGGUUCUCAGAUUCAAUUACAUGUUGCUCCCGAAUACACCAUUGAAGGUAUUAUUGCAAAAAAGCUUUUCAAACACAAUCUCGUAAAAGAAAGUAAUUAUGUAAACCCAGAUCAUUUAAGGCUUGAUAGAAGCACGAGAACUGAUAAGGGAGUUCAUUCUCUGGCUAAUCUCAUUUCCUUGAAGGUAGAGUCGUCUGUGGAUAGAUCUGAUGAACAUGCAUCAGAAGCCUUUGCUGAUUAUAUUCAACAAGUCAUUAAUUCAAAAAGUGAGAAUGAAUCAAAUUUGGAUCAACAAGAAACAUUUCCAGACCCUCAAUUACAAGCUUUUCGGGUGGAAGUUGUUUCCCGAAGAAUCAAUACUCGUGGAUUAGUGUCUAUUCGUGGUUAUGAAUACAUUUUGCCAUUUCAAAUCAUGUUGGAUCUCGUGAAACGAUUUGAUACAUCACCUCAGCAAGAGGACAAAAUUUUCGAAUUAUUGAGAAUGAAAAUACGGAAUGAGGAUAUUCCAAGGUUAAAAGGAGAAGAGGAAAAGAACACACUCCUAUUGCAAGCAAUAUGUGAAAAGUUAAAUUAUGUAUUGAAUCAAUUUGAAGGCUUUCAAUCGUUUCAUAAUUUUACCGUGUCAAGCUCGAGUAAUGAUGGAGAACCAAUGACGAGACAAAUCUAUCAUUGCUAUGCCUCUCCAGCUCGUGUGAAAUGUGACAGUAAUCAUCAAGAAGAAUGGGCCAUUCGAUUCAAAUUAGCUGGAAAUGGUUUCGUGCAACAUCAAAUUAGAAAAAUGAUUUCUUCUGCUGUACUACAUGUUAUUGCUCCAGAAAUUAUGAAUCAAGAGUUUUUAGAUAUUGCACUUUUGAGCAAUGAAGAUGUAUACAUUAACAAAGUGCCAGGCGAGCAUUUAAUCCACACAAGAAGUGUUCUCAAUGACCCAGAUAUGGAACAACGUUUCAGCAACUGCCGAGAGCAACAAAUUCAAUUCAAGAAAACAAUAUUGUAUCCAAAAAUUUUCAAAGAACAUCGUGCCUUAUUAGAAGAGCAUUGGCUCAAGUAUGCUAGAGAAGUAUUAUCAUUUGGAAACGAAUGGCUCACUCAGAAAGAACAAGUGAAAAGCAGAGCACUGCAGAGUAUUGAAGCACAAAGACUGUUGCAACUUCAGAGACGAGAAAAAGAUGUCAAAUUUAGAGAGGAUUUGUUAUCUCAGCAAAAAUUAUUGCCUGAUCGAGCCAUACCCAAUGGUUAUCGAUCACAUUUCUAUUCCAAGUUCAAACUCUAUCCUCAAGAUGAAAGAGCGAUUAAGGCAAUCUCUGAUCUAGCGACUAUGAUCUUGUCAAAGAAAUUGCCAAUUUCCUCAAACUUUGAGUUAUUGGAUGAGGCUGUUGUGUCAGAAAAGCUCCUGGAUCCUAAUGAAAUACAACUCGAUGAAGAAUUAUAA
Naegleria lovaniensis is the source of this 1482-nucleotide messenger RNA. RefSeq lists its product as uncharacterized. Gene Ontology annotation, cellular component: nucleus. Gene Ontology annotation, biological process: tRNA pseudouridine synthesis; mRNA pseudouridine synthesis. Bases 1 to 1482 code for a protein of 493 amino acids. The transcript has 3 exons. Lineage: Eukaryota; Heterolobosea; Eutetramitea; Acrasida; Naegleriidae. Gene Ontology annotation, molecular function: pseudouridine synthase activity; RNA binding. The record is from RefSeq and is a predicted model, not a curated record.